Dufourea novaeangliae is the source of this 4951-nucleotide messenger RNA. RefSeq names its product DNA topoisomerase 2 (gene Top2). Gene Ontology annotation, cellular component: nucleus. Gene Ontology annotation, biological process: sister chromatid segregation; DNA topological change; resolution of meiotic recombination intermediates. The transcript has 23 exons. The coding region runs from base 275 to 4951 and encodes 1558 amino acids. Gene Ontology annotation, molecular function: ATP binding; DNA topoisomerase type II (double strand cut, ATP-hydrolyzing) activity; DNA binding. NCBI's taxonomy places the organism in Eukaryota, Metazoa, Arthropoda, Insecta, Hymenoptera, Halictidae. The record is from RefSeq and is a predicted model, not a curated record.
CGUCGGAUAGGUAGCUUUGGUCGAAGUGUGGGACAAGAGAAAUACUUUUUCUGUGGGAUCAAUUAUUUAAUUACCAGUUGCGACUUAAAAAAGCAGAACAGUAUACGCAUUAAGUAAUUAAUUUUAAUCAUAUAUGGAUUGUGGUACACCACUAUUGUACCAUAAUCCGAAUUGGGACGCGAUUGCUGUGAAAAGUUUCUGUUGCCGACGCUACUCCGUAUUUUUAUCACAAUUCUACUAGAGUUAUCACAUAAGGUCUGAGAUUUUCCACAAAAUGAGUAAGGCGGUGGAAAAUGGAGGAGGUGACAAUGCCUCGAAAAAGAAAACGAUCGAAGGCAUAUAUCAGAAGAAGUCUCAGUUGGAACAUAUUUUACUGCGUCCCGACACUUACAUUGGAUCUGUUGAACCAGUCACGGAACUUAUGUGGAUCUACGACAAGGAAAAAGAAGCAAUGAUUCAAAGGGAAAUAAAAUAUGUUCCUGGAUUAUAUAAAAUAUUCGAUGAGAUCUUAGUAAAUGCGGCAGAUAAUAAACAAAGGGACCCCAAAAUGGAUAUGAUUAAAAUUGAAAUAGAUCAAGAAAAUAAUGUUGUGUCGGUGUGGAAUAAUGGUAAGGGUAUUCCAGUGGUAAUUCAUAAAGAGGAAAAUAUGUUUGUUCCUACAAUGAUAUUUGGGCACUUACUGACAUCGUCUAAUUACGACGACGAAGAGGAAAAAGUAACUGGUGGUAGAAAUGGCUAUGGUGCCAAACUCUGUAAUAUAUUCAGUCAUCGUUUUACAGUAGAAACUGCAUCUAAAGAAUACAAGAAAUGCUUAAAACAAACAUGGAGUAAGAAUAUGGGGCUUGCGAGUGAACCUAGAAUCAAGGAGUUUUCUGGAGAAGAUUUUACGAAAGUUGUAUUUUCACCGGACUUGUCAAAAUUUAAAAUGCAGUCUCUAGAUGACGACAUAGUUGCUCUUAUGUCUCGACGAGCCUUUGACAUAGCGGCCUCUAGUAGAGGUGUUAAAGUCUUUCUCAAUGGAACUAGAAUCCGUGUUAAAAAUUUUAAGGAUUAUGUUGAGUUGUACGUUAAAGGCAAAGAAGAUGAUAUGGGUAAUCCUUUGAAAGUUAUAUACGAGGCUUGUGGGCCUCGUUGGGAAGUAGCGAUUACUUUAUCUGACAGGGGCUUCCAGCAAAUGUCUUUUGUAAACAGUAUAGCAACUACAAAGGGUGGACGGCACGUCGAUCAUGUUACAGAAUUAAUAGUCAAGCAAUUAACAGAAACACUAAAGAAGAAAAACAAGGGCGGAGUGCCAAUUAAACCGUUUCAAAUAAAAAAUCAUCUAUGGAUAUUCGUCAAUUGCCUGAUUAAUAAUCCCACGUUUGAUUCGCAAACUAAGGAGAAUAUGACAUUGCAGGCGAAAAGUUUUGGAUCAAAGUGCACACUUACUGAUAAAUUUUUUAGCUCUGUAACUAAAAUGGGUAUUGUCGAAGCUGUUUUAACUUGGGCGAAAUUUAAAGCUGACAGUCAAUUACAAAAGUUGGGCCCUAAAACAAAACAGAGAAAACUACAAGGGAUACCAAAAUUAGAAGAUGCUAAUGACGCUGGUACUGUUAGAUCGCUGGAAUGCACGCUUAUUUUAACUGAGGGAGACUCAGCCAAAACCAUGGCUGUGUCUGGUUUGUCAGCAAUUGGUAGAGACAAAUACGGUAUAUUUCCUCUAAGAGGUAAAAUUUUAAACGUACGAGAGGCCACGCAUAAACAAAUUUUGGAAAACGCUGAAAUAAAUAAUCUGAUCAAAAUUCUCGGUCUUCAGUAUAAGAAGAAAUAUGAAAGUCGGGAGGAUAUAAAGACGUUACGUUAUGGAAAGCUGAUGAUAAUGACAGAUCAAGAUCAGGAUGGUUCUCAUAUCAAAGGAUUGUUAAUUAACUUUAUUCACCACAACUGGCCAACAUUAUUACGAAUGAACUUCGUGGAGGAAUUCAUUACACCUAUUGUAAAAGCAACGAAGGGAAGCGAAGUAUUUAGUUUCUUCUCACUACCUGAAUUCCAAAAGUGGAAGUCGGAAACGAAUAAUUUUCAUACCUAUAAAAUCAAAUACUACAAAGGUUUGGGUACUUCCACUGCUAAGGAAGCGAAAGAGUAUUUCCAAAAUAUGGCUAGACAUCGAAUUCAGUUCAAAUAUGGGGGCGAUCAAGACGAUCAGAAUAUUAUCAUGGCCUUCAGUCGAAAGUGUGCCGAUCAGCGUAAAGAUUGGUUAACGAAUCACAUGGAUGAAACGAAACGGAGAAAAGAAAUCGGUCUUGCCGAGCGUUACCUGUACCACAAAGACACGCGUACUGUGUCGUAUUCUGAAUUCAUCAACGUUGAAUUGGUUUUAUACAGUAACUACGAUAACGUACGCUCGAUACCAAGUAUGAUGGACGGUUUUAAGCCUGGACAAAGGAAAGUUCUGUUCACGUGUUUAAAACGGAAUGAUAAACGUGAAGUGAAAGUUGCUCAGUUGGCUGGUUCUGUGGCUGAGCAUUCGGCGUAUCAUCACGGUGAAAUGUCACUUAUGUCGACUAUUAUCGGGCUUGCGCAAAAUUUCGUAGGAAGCAAUAAUAUUAAUCUACUCCUGCCUAAUGGUCAAUUCGGUACAAGACUAACGGGUGGAAAAGAUGCAGCGAGUCCUCGUUACAUAUUCACGAUGCUCAGUCCAUUGACAAAAUUUAUAUUUCACAAACACGACGAACCUCUGUUAAAAUACGAAUACGACGAUAAUCAGAAAAUCGAACCGAUCUACUACGUACCAGUUAUACCAAUGGUGUUGGUAAACGGUGCCGAUGGCAUUGGUACAGGUUGGAUGACGAAGAUACCCAAUUUUAAUCCUAAAGAGAUCAUUGAAAACUUAGUCAGAAUGAUGGAUGGUACUGAUAUAAAACCAAUGUUACCGUAUUACAAGAACUUCAAGGGGCUGAUAGAAACUUGCGGAGACUAUAGAUAUGUCAUUAAUGGGGAAAUUACCGUAAUAGGACCGGAUAAAGUUGAAAUUACGGAACUUCCGAUCGGAACUUGGACGCAAACAUACAAAGAAAAUGUUCUGGAGCCUAUGCUGCAUGGGACUGAUAAAAUACCGCCGAUUAUUACAGAUUAUAAAGAAUACAAUACAGAUACGGCAGUGCAUUUUGUGGUGAUUAUGAACCGCGAUAAGUUGGUAGAGUUGGAGCGGGAGGGCCUUCACAAGGCGUUCAAAUUGCAAACAACGACGUCGAUUACAUCCAUGUGCGCGUUCGACGAAAGUCAGUGCCUCAUAAAGUACGAGAACAUCAUUCAGAUAUUGAAAGGUUUUUAUAAAGUACGAUUGGAUAUGUACAGCAAACGAAAAGAUUAUUUGGAGGGUUUGCUUCAGGCAGAGUCCGACAAGCUCUCGAAUCAGGCACGAUUCAUUUUAGAGAAAUGCGACGGUACUAUUGUAAUUGAAAAUAAAAAGAAAAAGGACAUGAUAGCUGAGUUAAUCAAACGGGACUAUAAGUCUGAUCCUGUGGUCGCUUGGAAAUUAGCGCUCAACAAGGAAGAAGUUUUGGAAGAGAUAGCUGAAAAUGCCGAGGAUGAAGCAGCUAUUGCACCUACUGCCUUAGCAAGUGAAAAUUUCGAUUACCUAUUAGGAAUGACAUUGUGGAGCUUGACAAAAGAAAAGAAAGACGAUUUAGUCAAGCAAAGGGACGAGAAAUUAGCUGAAUUGAAGAGAUUGCAAAAUCGUACUUCUGUAUCUUUAUGGAAGGAGGAUUUAGAAAAUUUGUUGAAUGAAAUGAAGAAGCUCGAAGAACAAGAACGAAAGGAAGAACAGAAAAUGGCGAAAAAUAUUAAGAAGCCACCAACAAAGUUCUAUUCAUCCGAAAAUAUUCGUAGAAUAGUUCCUAUGAUUAAUGACGAAUUAAAGAAAAAGAUUGAAAGAGCAGAUACCUUGUCGAAAGAUAAGAAGGAAGGAAUUAAGAGACCAAGGGUAAAGAAAGAAUCUGUGGAAGAAAAAGAUGAGUUUGAUAACUUGGUCGACGCAAACGCAAAAUCUUUGGAGGAUAGGCUGGGCAGUUCUACAGAGAAAGGAGAGAAGAAAGUUGGCGGCAAACGAAGAUUGAAGCAAACGAAAUUAUCCUUUAAGGCGAUUUCGAAGAAAGAAAAAAAGAGGGACAGCGACUCUGAUUCGGCAUCUGACGAUGACAUUGACUUUGGUAGUAUUUCUCCUCCCCCGGAACCACGAAAAACUUCGCGUAGAGCCGCAAAUACCAAGAAGAACUACAGUUUGAGCGAUGCAUCCUUGUCUGACGAUGAUUUUCUCAAUAAUCAUUCGUCAGAUUCCGAACUAAAAAAGAAACCUGUAAGUAGCGAUUCAGAUGACAGCUUUAAAAUAGACAGGAAAGCACUGCCACCGCAACCAACCUCAGAAGAACUGUUUGAUUCUCUAAUCGGUAAUCCUUCCCGAGAUAAACAAAAACCUGUUAUAUCAUCUAGCGAAGAUUCAAUGUUUUCGCCUCCAGCUAAAGUAUCUUCAAAGAAGAAAACUGAAAACGGCGGUGGAAAAGGGGCGAAAAAACAAUUGAAAACAAAGGCGGUUUCUUCCGAUUCGGAGUCGGAAGAAGCAGCGACAGUUUCCAAUAAACAAGAAAAAGUAAUCACCUUAUCUUCGAGCGAAGAUUCAACUACAAUGUUCUCACCUCCGCCAAAAGUUUCUGCAAAAAAGAAGGCAGAAAACGGCGGGAAGAAGGGCGUGAAAAGACAACUGAAGAAGAAGGUAGUUGAUUCGGAUUCAGAUUCGGAAGGAACUAUGUUCUCCGGCAAACAACACAUAAAGAAGAAGAGGAAGAAAUCCGAGUCCGAACAGGAUGAUAGCGUCAGUGAAACAUCGCCGCUUCCACCGCCGAGAACCACUGGUGGCCGUGCUCGUAAACCAGUAUCGUAUGCUGUAAAAUCAGAUGAUGACGAUUCCAACUGA